Messenger RNA from Myripristis murdjan (pinecone soldierfish), 2313 nucleotides. It is a transcript of the gene ankrd34a, whose product is annotated as ankyrin repeat domain 34A. NCBI's taxonomy places the organism in Eukaryota, Metazoa, Chordata, Actinopteri, Holocentriformes, Holocentridae. Bases 98 to 1765 code for a protein of 555 amino acids. The record is from RefSeq and is a predicted model, not a curated record. Gene Ontology annotation, molecular function: protein binding. The transcript is spliced from 2 exons.
GAAGAGGAGGAGGAGGAGGAGUGUGAUGCUCGGAGCUCGGCAGCCUCAGUCUGCUCUAACAUGCUGCUUCAUCAGGCCAGCGGUCAUGUGACUUCUCAUGGAGGAUGACCAGCUGGCGUUAAGCGCACUCCCAGAGGGCAGGAAGUCUGCGGUAAGGGGAGGGACCAUGGGAGAGGGAGGACCGCUCCACACCGAGGGGAACGCCCUCCUCAAAGCUGUCUUCCAGGGAAAGCUGAGGCUAACCCGCCUGCUGCUAGAGGGUGGCGCCUACAUCAAUGAGGGCAACGAGCGUGGCGAGACUCCCAUCUCAGCUGCUUGCAUAGCGAGCUAUGAUGACCCGCAGACCCGCCAGAGGAUGGUGCGAUAUCUUCUGGAAAAAGGCGCCGAUCCAAACAUCCCAGAUAAGAGUGGAAGAACGGCGUUGAUGCACGCCUGCGCCGAGCAGGCUGGGAAGGAGGUGGUCUCUUUACUGCUGGAGAAUGGAGCCGACCCCAGCCUCAAAGACUACUCUGGCUCUUCCGCCCUGGUGCAUGCCAUCAACAAGGGAGACCGCGACACUUUGCAGGUGUUGCUGGAUGCUUGCAAGGCCAAAGGCAAGGAGGUGAUCAUCAUCACCACCGACACAUCACCAUCAGGCACCAAGAAGACAAAGCAGUACCUCAACUCUCCUCCCUCACCGGGUAUUGUGGACAAGCUCUCUCCCACUUGCAUGUCACCCUCUGAGGUGGAGAUUGGGACUUCUGGCUCCCCGGCCACAGACAAGUCCAAGGAGGAAGAGGGAAUCUUCAGCUUUGCGCUUACCUCUGCUUUACCCUUACCGUCUGCACGACCCCCAGGGGAGAAGAGGCCGCCCCCUCGCAAACUAUUGAAGAGGCUGAACUCUGAGCCAUGGGGCUUGGUGGCCCCCUCAGUGUUGAGUGGAGUUCCCCAGGAGAGGGUGGAUGGCGGUCUGGAGGAGGAGGGCAGCUGUGAUCUUACCAAGACGAUCACAGAGAUGAACGGCCUGUCCAUCUCAGAGCCGGCGAGACCUCUCUUGUCACGCCGACACAGCAUUGAGACUCACGACCCCUGUUCCCCCAAACUCAUUGACCGGUCCUGCUCUGAGGAUUGCGCUGCUCUCUGUGGUUCCUCCUGGGCCGACAAGGUCCAACAGCACCAGAUUCUGUACCGCAGGAACACCGCCCCAGAGUCCCAGGAGAACGCUGGUGGAGCCGCAGCAGUGGCCGCACGGGCCCUGGCUCAUCCCAAACUGACUCGAAUGGAGCACUAUGAGUCGGACACCCAUCUCUGCCCUGAGUCCAUCCCGGGAUCUCCAGACUCUGGUAGAGUGUCAGUGGAGCGGAGGAGGUACAACGCCUCCCCACUCUCUCUGCUUACAGCCUCAUCCAGGGAGUCUCUGGAGAACAUUCCCAACUCGGUUUCCCCCAUGACCAUGCGCAGACGUCCCCUCCUGGAGAGGCGGGGUUCUGGGACCCUCCUGCUGGACCAUAUCUCCCACACUAGGCCCGGCUUCCUGCCUCCACUCAACAUCAACCCCCAGAGGCCCAUCCCAGAUAUCCGAGCCAACGGCAAGCCCACCUCACCUGUCCACUCUGGACACAAGAUACUGGUGCCCGUAGCCCCAGCCUCACCCAAACGGGGCCCGGACUUCAAGAUGAAGAAGAAGUUGAUGAGGAGGCACUCCAUGCAGACGGAGCAGAUGAAACAACUUUCCACCUUCCAGGAGAUUUUGUCUGAGAAGGUCAUCGAGUCAAAUGGGGAUUGAUUAAAGAGCGUGCCAAAUCAUGGCAUGAUUACGCGAUUACAUUUGGGGAGAGAGGUAUUUACUGUGAAGCCUUCUUCAUCAGAUCAUAUCCAUAAUCUUACCAAUGAACCUAAUUCCGUCUUCAGAGCACGCUUUGUUCUUUUAGAGUUUGGUUUGGCUCUGCCCUCUCUCUCGGUCAUCGUUUGCUGACGUUUCCAUGUUAAGACCACCAGGAUCACCUGAGUGUUUCCAGUCAGCACUAUCACAGGAAGCUCAUCAGGAAAAUGGGGGUGAAAAGUCAAAGACGUUUACAACACAUUUGUACGCUUCCUCCGAAUUUUCAUCCAUAUUGUUUAUUCCAGUUAAGCUGUCAAAAACUAAUUAAGAGUAAAGGAAAACACUUCUGACUUAUUAGAUGUUUACAAAUGCACAAUUUGCACCAAUGUCAUGUUCAUUUUUCCAUUGUGAAAAAUGAUAUUUUUGCCCAUGGAAUCAUUGUGUAUAUGUUAUUACUACUGGAAAGAACCAAGGAACAUUUAACUGGCAAAAAAGUAUGAGGAGAGGGAAGA